AUGGGCUUCCACCCGUUCGAGGUCAACGCGCCUCACCUGGUGUACACGAUCCUGGGCGGCUUCACAGUCAUCUUUGGCAUGCUGUCGCUCAUCAUCAAGGAAAAGUUGUAUAUCGGUGAAGCGCCCAUUGCAACCAUCCUCGGUAUCAUUAUCGGGCCGUACGCGCUCAACUUUUUCGACCCGUACGCGUGGGGAGGAGGCAGGCAGAGCGUCACCGACGAGAUUACCCUCGAGGUCACCCGUGUGGUCAUUGCCAUUGGCGUGUUUGCUGUCGGCGUCGAAUUGCCAAAGGCGUACAUGAAGCGCCACUGGCGUUCGCUCUUCUUCCUCCUCGGGCCUUGCAUGGUGUACGGCUGGCUCGUGUCUGCGCUCUUGAUCUGGGGCAUGAUUCCCGGUCUGACCUACCUCUCUUGCCUGGUUAUCGCCGCAUGUGUCACCCCGACCGACCCCAUUCUCGCACAGGCCGUCGUCGGUGGCAAGUUUGCCGACCGCCAUGUCCCCACCCACAUUCGUCACUUGCUAUCAGCCGAGUCGGGAAGCAACGACGGCGCCGCCUUCCCCUUUCUCUACAUUGCGCUCUACCUCACUCUGGACAGCAGCCCCGGGCACGCCGUCGGAGAAUGGUUCUACAUGACCUGGGUCUACGAGGUGCUCCUGGGCAUCAUCCUCGGCGGCCUCCUCGGCUUCACGGCCCGCAAGGUCAUGCAGUUCUCCGAGAGGAAGAAGCUCAUUGACCGUCAAUCGUUCGUCGCCCAGUACGUCUCUCUGGCCCUUCUUUCGAUCGGUAUCUGCACGCUUCUUGGAAGCGACGACCUGCUGGCCGCGUUUGCGUGCGGCUGUGCGUUCGCAUGGGACGGUUACUUUAACAAGGCCACCGAGGACGCCGUGUUCUCCAACGUCAUCGACCUGCUGUUCAACUGCGCCGCGUUCAUCUACAUUGGCGCCAUUAUCCCCUUUACGUCGUUUGCCAACGCCGAGUUCCACCUCUCGGUCUGGCGUCUCAUCGUCCUUGCCAUCCUCAUCCUCAUUGUCCGUCGCAUGCCUGUCAUUCUCGCCCUCUACAAGUUUAUCCCCGACAUCAAGACCUUCCGCGAGGCCGCCUUCGUCGGCUGGUUCGGCCCCAUGGGCGUCGGCGCCAUCUUCAUCUCGACCCUGGCCCGCACCAACAUUCCCGAGCCCGAGAAUGAUGGCGACACCAGCCAGGUCGACCUCUUGCAGGAGACCAUUGGCCCCAUUGUCGCCAUGCUCGUCCUGGCGUCGGUCCUCACCCAUGGUCUCUCAAUCCCCUUCUUCGUCUCUGGCCGUCGUGUCCACAGCAUCACCAACACGUGGUCGCGCAACCCGUCCAUGGACACGCGUAUCGGCAACGAGCCCGCGUGGACUACGCACACUCGCCGUCUCGACAAUGGCCAGCAGAUUGUUAUCAACCGCGAUGACGAGGAGGGCGACAUUGGUGUCAUCCAGCGCCCCCGCCUGGACAUGAACCGCGAAAAGUCGAUUGCCAUUGAUGAAGGCAGCCGCGCAAGCAGUGGCAGUGACGUCAGUGGCAGCGGCAGUGCUGGCGACUCGAGCACCCGCAACGACAACGGCGUCGCCUACAAGGACAUGGCGGUUGCAGGCGCUGCUGGCACCCUCCGUGCCAGGAAAGCCAAGGAAGAGCUCCACAUCGACAACGGGCGCCGCACACCGCCCAUCGCCGAGUUCCAGGAGGGCAACGACCUCGUCAUUGAGCGCCGCAAGGCCGACGAUGAAGUCGAGGUCGAGGUCAAGAAGGAGUACUUCAAGGACCACAAGGACGCGGACAAGAACUUUAUCGAGAUGACGGACCGUGCAGGCUCCCCAUCCAGGCCGACGUUCGUCCUGCCCGAGGGCGACGAGCCCCGCCGGCGGCCGGGAACACCAGACUCUGGCCACUCGACCAACUUCUCAGACCACUCGACCAACGCAGGCUCAGACGACGAGGACGCCGGCGACGGCUACGUCCGCCCCCGGCCGUACCAGAAUGUGCGUGAGCCCUCUCCACCACCCGAGAGCGUGCGCCGUGGCUCCACCGUGUCGUCCAUCAGCCAGGCCCCGGCCAUCCACUCGUAUAUUCCCGCGUCGCGCAUCAAGAAGGAGGAGAAGGGCAGCAGCUGGCGCCGCUUCCUGCGCGUCGGCACCACGUCGAGCAACACCUCGAGCCACUCGGCCGCCGAGGAGGGCCGGGGACACAGCCCCAGCCCCAGCCGCUACGGCCAAGGCCACGAGCACGCGCACCAUGACGAGGGUUUCCUCAGCGUGCCCGCGCGGCGAGCGGCCGCGCUCGGCGUGCCCCGCAUCCAGACGCUCGAGCCCGACGACGACCACGACCACACAAACCACAACGACCGCUCGCUCCAGCUCACGCGCACCUUGUCGCGCGCCAUCAGCUUUGCGCCAGACCUCGCACAGAGCUCCGAGACGGCGCCCACAAUGUCCAACUAUGGCAACGCCAACCCGACGUUCAAGCGCACCCCGAGCCUCGGCAUGUACCGUACCUCGUCGGUACGCAGCAUUGACGAGGAGGACGUGCCGGCGUUCAAGUAA
Molecule: messenger RNA, 2565 nt
Organism: Apiotrichum porosum
Lineage: Eukaryota; Fungi; Basidiomycota; Tremellomycetes; Trichosporonales; Trichosporonaceae
Exons: 2
Coding region: 1-2565 (854 amino acids)
Biological process (GO): proton export across plasma membrane; sodium ion export across plasma membrane; regulation of membrane potential
Cellular component (GO): plasma membrane
Molecular function (GO): sodium:proton antiporter activity
Source: RefSeq, a predicted model, not a curated record